AUCAAAGCGACGUUUCCAGAAACGGCUCUGAGUGCCAUGGCCGUUUUGUCUGCAACGAAUUCGGGAGCAGAAUCUUUCGGGACAACUGUCUGGGACAGUCAUGGAGGGCGCGGAAGUUCUUGACGGUCUCCUCGGUGACAAAUUUGAGUUCUCUGAAAAAGAAGUCAAGGAGUAUGCACAGGAGAUUGGCAUUGAUCCAGAAAAAGAGCCACAGCUUAUGUGGCUUGCCAAGAAGGCCAUGGCUACCCAACUGCCGACUGGAUGGCAGGAACGUGAAGAUGAGAGUGGGAAAAUUUACUAUUACAACUGCCAAUUAGGCACAUCCAUUUGGGACCAUCCCUGCAAAGUGCACUACUGUCAGCUGGUGGUUCAAGAACGUGAGCGUGUCCUGCACACGCCUGGCGAUGGGACUUCUGCUGUGAAGAACAAGAAGAAAUUGAAAGACAAACCAGAAGGAAGGAAAAGGGCGAAGGAAACCCUCAAAACACAAGGAGAUUCAAGAGACAGCGAUCCAGGUCAAGCAGAAGAUAGUAUUAACAGGACCAGUUGUGGAGACCAUGGUUCCGAUUCACCACAGCCUCAGCUGUCAGGAGAGUUCCUCUGCUCUGAUCUUCCAGAGAGCGCUCUUGAAGAAGGAGAGCAAAGUUUGGUAAAGAACAAGAAGAAUGAGCCUGUUAGCAGUGAAUUGGCUUGUCCAGAAGCCAUAAAUGGCCUGCAAAUCCUUGAAGAGGAUCCUGAUGAAGAGAUGACGUUCUCUGAAGAAGAUAUCAAGGAAAUUGCACAGGACUUGGGCAUUGAUCCAGAGAAAGAGCCUCAGCUCAUGUGGCUUGCCAAGGAGGCCAUUUCUGCUGUACUUCCUCCAGAUUGGGUUGCUUACCUAGAUGAGCAUGGAGAUGUUUUCUAUUGCAACUGCCAUUCAGGCGCAUCCACAUGGGAACAUCCUCGGGAUGUGCAGUACCGUAAACUUGUGGCUCAGGAGCGUGAGCGCAUACAGCACGACACUGCUCUCUUGACAUCGGAGGGCAAAGAGAACAUGGAAAAAACAAGCGGCUUCAGAGGCGCUGAUGGGGAUUCAACAGAAGAGAAAAUCAAGACAGAUGUGAUUGGCAAGGCCCAAUCUGAGAACCACUGCGAUGGGUUUUUUUUUAAGUUCAGAGGCGCUGAUAGGGAUUCAACAGAGGAGAAAAUCAAGACAGAUGUGAUUGGCAAGGCCCAAUCUGAGAACCACAACAGUGAAAUACCACAGCAAAAGCAACAACCACAGUCUGGAGUCUCUGAAAAUUUGGCUUGUAAUGACAAUCAACCAGGGACAAAUGCCAAACACAAAAGGGAGAAUGAAGCAGGCAAGAGUAGCCACCUUGUGUCUGCAGCAGGCACAUGUAUCUUACAGAUCCAUGAGGAUCACAAGAAUGAAGAACUCUCUGAAGAAGAGAUUAAGCAGUAUGCACGUGACAUAGGCAUAGAUCCGGAGAGAGAGCCAGAGCUCAUGUGGCUUGCCAAGAAGGCCAUGGGUGAAAAACUGCCUCCAGGAUGGUUAGAGCGAGAAGAUGAGAGUGGGAACAUUUACUUUCAUAACGGCCAGUUAGAUACAUGCAUUUGGGAAAACCCCUCAAAAAUGCACUAUAGUCAGCUGGUGGUUAAAGAGCGUGAGCGUAUCCGGUGCACAGCUGUUGAAGGGACUUCUGCAGUGAAGAAGAGCAAGAAGAAAACAAAAGAAAAACAGGAGGAAAGGAAAAGGGGAAAGAGGAAGAAUUCUUGUCGUAACCGUACGGAUUUAGCAGAAGAGAUUACAAAGACCAUGAGUAAAUCACCACAACAGCAGAUGUUCGUAGAGCUGCUGGAUUCUCAUAAUUUGGCAACAGAUAUGGAAAAAGCCAAGAAGGAAGAUGAAGAAUGUCAUAAGGCUGGGAUUCCUUUGAGGCAUAAUGAACUUUCGGAUAAACCACCUCCUCUAAAAGCUGACAAAUUUGAUACUCAAUUAUCUAAUGCCUCAGAUGUUGAGAGCACAUUGAAAAACACUCAAAUUCUAGCAGAAAAUAAUAUGGGUGAGAAGGAGGAGCCGUACAGGACUGAAAAGGAGCAGGGUGAUCUGAAACAGAGAAAUGUAGAGAGAGAGAACAACAAGGAAGUUGAUAUGGGGGGGAAUGACAGAGAGCAUUUAAUUAGGGAGAGGGAGACAAAAAUGCAUUCUCUCCAAAAGAUGAAACGAGAGGAAGCGGGGGAACUGUGUCAGUUUAAUUGUGAGAUGGAGAUGAGAAUGAUUCCGCCCCAGAAAGACCUCGGGAUAGAAGUACUCAAGUGUUUGACUGGGGAGAAAGAAACAGAACGACGACUCCAUGAGGACCAACUGGGUGCAGAAGAGGAGGAGGUGAAGAUGUUAAAUAAGGAGAGGGUGUUGAGAAUAUGCCGCUACCAGGAGCAGCUGAAGAGAGAGGAAGAGGAUGAGAUGGAGAGAUUGAGACUUGAAAAGGAGACGAGACUACUCUACUAUGAAGAACAAAGGAGAGAAGAACAGGCAGAGGCAGAGCGCUUAAUGAGGGAAAAGGAAAUAAGAAUAGAACACUACCAGAUGGAGCUGAAAAGGGAGGAAGAAAAGGAAGUGGAGCGCUUAAAGAGGGAAAUGGAAGAUAGAACAUGUCUCUAUAAGAAGCAACUGAGUAGGGAAGAAGAGAAAGAGGUGCAACAAUAUAAAAAGGAAAGGGAGAACAGAAGGCAUAUCUUGCAGGAGGAGCUCAGGAAAGAAGAGGGGGAGGAGGAAAAGGAAGUAGAGCUGUUGAAGAAGGACAAAGAGCUGAGAAGACAGAUUUACCUAGAGGAACUGAGGAAAGAGGAAGAGCAAGAAGUUGAACAGUUGAAGAAGGAAAAAGAAAAAAGAAUGUGUCUCCUGAAAAGAGAGGAUGAUAUGGAGAUGGAAGGGUUCAAAAAAGCAAAAGAGAUGAGAACAAUUCUCCACCUGCAGGAAAGGAAGAAAGAGGAGGAGGAGGCAGAUAAGUUCAAACAGGACAAAGAGACCAGAGUGUAUCUUUUUCAGAAAAAGAUGAUACAAGAGGAAGAGGAGGAGACUCAGCGGUUGAAAAAAGAAAAGAUGCAAAUAUAUCUUUGCCAGGAAGAGCUGAAGAGAGAGGAAGCAGAAGAGUUGGACCAAUUGAAGGCAGAGAAAAAGGGAAGAAUGUUUCAGGUCUGGGAACAGCAAAGGAGAGAGGCAAAGGAAGAGGAGAUCAUUAAGGAGGAAACGAGAAAAAAAGCAGAAAUUGAAAAAAAAGUUGAAAAAAAAAUGCUACUCUCACAGGAGGAGCUAAAGGGAGAGGAAGAAGUCAAGGCACAGCAGCUGAUGAUGGACAAGGAGAAAAGAAUGGCUCUUUUGUCAGAGGAGCUGAGUCAGGAGGAAGUUGAGGAGAUUCAACGGUUGAUGCAGGAGAAGGAGUCUAGAAUUCAUCUCAAGCACGAAGAGUUAAUUCUAGAGGAAAAAGAGGCUCUGAAGCGGUUGAAGAUUGAGAAGGAGGAAAGAAUGCAGCGUCGCCAGGAGGAACUGAUGAGAGAGGAAGAGGCAGAGAUUGAGGAGUUGAAAAGGAAGGAGGCACAAAUAAGGAUUGAGAUGGGCCUCUGCAAAGAGAAGUUAAUGAGAGAACAAGGCGAGAAGGCAGCGCAAUUAAGAAGAGAGAUGGAAAUGAGAAUGUGCUUAACCCAAGAGGAGCUGAAAAGAGAGGAAGAGGAGGAGGUGAAGCGGUUGAAGAAUGAAAUUGAAAUGAGAAUUAAACUCUGCCGGGAGAAACUAAGGAGAGAAGAGGAAGAGGAGGUAGACCAAUUGAAGCAGGAGAUGCAGGCAAGAAUGUGUGACCACCGCGAUAGGCUGCGAAGAGAGGAAGGGGAAGAGGUUGAACAUUUGAAUACUGAAAAGAAAGUCAAAAUGGAACUACUCCAGGUGAACCUUAGAAGGGAUGAAGAGGAGGAAGCAGAACAGUUGAAGGCAGAGAAGGAGGCUAGAAUGCGUCUCUAUUGUGAAGAGUUGACAAAAGCGGAAAAAAAUGAGGUGGAAGAAUUGAAAAGGAAGGAGACAAAUUUGAAAUCUGAGAUGGAGAUGAGGAUGCUCCUCUGCAAGGAAGAUCUCAGGAAAAAAGAAGAGGAUGAGGUGAAAGGGUUGAAGACACAGAAAGAGAUAAGAAUGCGCCUUCGCCAGGAAAAGUUGAGAAGAGAGGAAAUGGUGGAGAUGAAACAAAUGAAGACAGCGAGGGAUACGAGAACACGUCUCUGCAGGGAGGAGCUGAAGAGAGAGGAAGAGGAGGCUGUGAAGCAGUUGAAGGCAGAAAAGGAAAUUAAAAUGCAUCUCAACUGGGAGGAGCUGAGACGAGCGGAAGAGGAAGAGAUGGAGUGCUUCAAACAAGAUAAAGAGAUGAGAAUGCAUCUCUGCAGGGAGGAGCUAAGAAGAGAAGAGAAUGAAGUGGAGAAGUUGAAGGAGGAGGAGAGGAAAAAAAAAAAAGAUCUGGAGAUAAGAUUGUGUCUUUGCCAGCAGGAGCUUCGGCGAGAGGAAGAUGAGGAGGUGGAGCGUUUGAAAAACGCAAAAGAGGCCAGAAUAAGCCUGUGCUUGGACGAGCUAAGGAGAGAGGAAGGAGAGGAGGCAGAGCGUAUAAAAAGGGACGUUGAGAGGAGAAUGCAUCUUCACCAGCAGGAGCUGAUGCGAGAGGAAGAAGAGGAGAUGGAGCAUUUGAAGACAGUGAAGGAGGCAAGAGUGAAACUCUUCCUGGAAGAACUAAGCAAGGAGGCAAAUGAGGAGUUUGAGUGUUUGAAGAGAGAGAAAGAGAGGCGACUGUGCUUCCAUCAGGAAGAGUUGAGAAGAGAGGAAGAAGAGGCAGUAGAGCGUCUGGAGAAUGAAAAGGAGAGCACAAUGCAGCACCGUCUGCAAGAGCUUAGAAGAAAAGAAGCAGAGGAAGUACAGCAGUUUAAUCAGGAGAAGGAGAUGCGAUUAAAGAUGGAGAUGGAGAAAAGAAUGUGCCUUUUCCAGGAGACGCUGAGAAGAGAAGAAGAAGAGGUUGCAGAAAAUUUGAAGAAAAAGAAGGUGAUUUCAAUCAGUAUUUACCGGGAGAAACUGAAAAGAGAAGAGGAGGAGGAGAUGGGACGUAUGAAGAGGGAAAAAGAAAGUAGAAUACUUCUCUAUCAAGAGGAAAUCAGGAAGGACGAAGAGGAGGAGACACACCUUUUGAAGAGAGCAAAGGAGGCAAGAAUCUGUCAACAAAAGAAUGAGCUCAAGAGAGAGGAAGAGGAAGAGGACCGGUUAAAGAAGGAUAAUUUGAAGAAGAUGUGUGCUCGGCAGGAGAAAAUGAGGAGAGAGAGAGAAGAAAAUGUGGAGUGGCUAAAGAAUGAAAAUGAAGCAAGAUUGCAUCUCUGCCUGGAAAGCGAGAAAGACAAGAGAAUCAUGUGCCAGGAGGAAGUUAUCCAAGAGGAGGAUGAAGAGUUGCUAGCCAGAGAAAAGGAGAAUCAGCUAAAUGAAGAGGCCGAACUACUCAGGAGGGAAAAGCUAAUGCAUUUUUGUGAAGAGCUGAGGGUAGAGCAACAGGAAGAUGGUACGGAGCAGUUAAAGAACGAGAAACAGAAUCCACAAAGGGAGGAUGAUAUGGAACUGCUUGAAAGUGAAAAUGGAACAAAAUGUCUUCUCCAAGAGAAACUGUGGCAUGUGGAGGAAGUGUUGAGGACUGACAAGAGAACAUGUCUCCGUCAGGAGAAACUGAUUCCAAAGAGCGAGGGGGAAACGCUGGACAUGAAGAGAACAUAUGUACAACAAGAGGAGCUGAGAGAUGAAAAGGUCUCACAGUAUUUGAAAAGAGAAGGGAAAAGGCCAUUGCAUCUCAAUCAGGACAAAGUCAGCAUAGAGGAUGACACUGAAAAAUUUGAGAGAGAGACAGAUAAGAGAACAUGUCUUCGCCAGGAUGAGCUGACGCAAGAAGAACAGGAUGAGAUAGAACGACUCAAGAAGGAAAAAGAGCAAAGACUGCAGUGCCGCCAAGAGGAGCUAAGGAGACAGGAAAAUGAGGAGGUACAGAUGUUGAAGAGGGAAAAAGAUAGAAGAAUUCUUCUCCGUCAGGAGGAGCUAAGAGUUGAGGAAGAAGAGAAAACACAACUUUUAAAACAGGAAAAAGAAAGAAGAACACGCAUCCGCCAGGAGAAACUGAAGAGAGAGGAGGAAGAAGAGGUGGCACGCUUGAAGUGGGAAAAGAAGAAGAGAACUCGUCUUCUGCAGGAGAAGCUGUGGAUCGAGGAAGAAGAGGAGAGGUUGACCCGAGAGAAGGAAAAGAGAGCACGUCUCCGUCAGAUGGAGCUGAUUAGAGAGGAAGAGGAAGAGCAGUUGAAGAGGGAAAAGGAAAAGAGAACGCGUCUUUGCCAGGAGGAGCUGAGCAAAGAGGAAGAGGAAGAGGCAGAAAGGCUGAAAAGGGAAAAGGAGAAAAGAAUGAUUUCACACCAAGAGGAUCUCAAGAAAGAGGAAGAAAAAGAAGCAGAACAGUUGAAAAAGGAAAAAGAAAAAAGAAUGACUCUUCUCUUGAAGGAGAUCAAGAGGGAGGAGGAGGAAGAGCGCUUACAAAAGGAGAAGGAAAAGAGGAUCCGUCUCUGUCUGGCUGAGCUAAGAGAGGAAGAGGAGGAGAUGUUGAGAUUAAAGAAGGAAAAGGAAAAGAGAAUGCAGCUCUGUCAGGAGAGGUUACAAAGAGAGGAGGAAGAGGAGGUGGAGAGGUUAAAAAGGAAGAAGGAGAAGAGAAUGCAUCUUUGGCAGGAGGAGCUGAGGAGAGAGGAAGAGGAGGAGUUGGAGCAGUUAAGGAAUCAAAAAACGUGCCUCUUCAAAUUGGAUUUGCAAUGUGAAAAGGAGGAGGAGUUGGAGAAAUUAAUUCAUAAGAGAGGCAAGAAAAUGCGUCUCUGUCAACUGGAGCUUAGAAGGGAAGAGGAGAAGAAACUGAAGAUGGAGUACAAGGAAAGGCUGAAGGCUUUGCGGCAGUGUCUCUUGGCCAAGAGGCGAGACGAGGAGGCAUUGAUAUCUGAAGGAGGAAUCCCGAAAGAGGAAUUAACAGAAACAGUCCAGAAAGAGAAAGAAGAAAAACAACUUAAGAUCAGGCAGGACCGUGAAGCUGUUCUCAGAGCACUUUGCACCACACUGGAAGAAAGGUAUCAAAAUGUGGACCUGUCGGCUCAGCCUACUCAAAGGAGACCGUACCUUGAGCAAUUGAAGGGAGAAUCAGAAGAGGCGCUGCAGGAGGAGAACAGCAGGCAUGAUGACGACGGUGUGAAAAACGUGGAUUUAUUCCAACCUGAGCUCGGAGACAUUAAGAUCCCUGAUCUGACCGAUUCAUUCUUCUGCGGGACUCUUGAUCUCAUGGGACAGGCCACCCCGGCGACAUGGCCAAAGUAGCAGCGUCGGAACAAAGUUCAGAAGUACCAUGCAUGUCCUGCCAUUGUCCGUAGAUUGAAUGUGUGCUUGCUGUCUUUGUGCUUAACCCUGCUUACGAGCUUUCAGUGGUAGGGAAAUCAUUUUGUCACUUUUCCUUUCAAGCAAUUGUGAAUGCAUCUUAUAUACUUCUACACAUUGAUAAUGCCCGUCCGUACAUUCUACAACGCUACUCCUUCUACUCAUUAGGGUCAAAAGGUCAAAGUCCAAAUCUGGAUCGGUUGCUGUAGGGGGAACAUUUUCUGAUAAGCAUUACAUCUCAUGAGCUGAGACAAUUUAGGAUACCCAAUGUAUUUUAUUGAACCUUAAAAGUCGCUUGGUGCUGUUUA
Molecule: messenger RNA, 7752 nt
Organism: Syngnathoides biaculeatus (alligator pipefish)
Lineage: Eukaryota; Metazoa; Chordata; Actinopteri; Syngnathiformes; Syngnathidae
Product: trichohyalin-like
Exons: 21
Coding region: 101-7387 (2428 amino acids)
Molecular function (GO): protein binding
Source: RefSeq, a predicted model, not a curated record